Messenger RNA from Pangasianodon hypophthalmus (striped catfish), 8649 nucleotides. RefSeq names its product DOP1 leucine zipper like protein A (gene dop1a). Gene Ontology annotation, cellular component: trans-Golgi network; endosome. The transcript has 38 exons. The coding region runs from base 360 to 7661 and encodes 2433 amino acids. Gene Ontology annotation, biological process: Golgi to endosome transport. Lineage: Eukaryota; Metazoa; Chordata; Actinopteri; Siluriformes; Pangasiidae. The record is from RefSeq and is a predicted model, not a curated record.
UCGAGACCAGGAAGUGCUCGUGGAAGCGCCUCGAUUUUCUAUAAACAGCUUUUCCUACAGCAGGAUCGAUAUCGGCGCGGAGCUGCACCCCGAUGCGCGGUUUAGAGGCGAGAGGCUUUAACGGAGGCGGACAUGCGGCUGUUAAUGUCGGUGUUAAUGAGAAGAGUGUAAAAGCGCGCUGUGUUUCUCGGCUUCCGGUCAGCAAUGUUGCUGAAAUCAGUGAAGAGGAAAUGAGCGCUUUAUAACCGACCCGCAGCGCGGACUGGGAUCCACUGGGAUCCACUGGGAUCUACUGGGAUCCACUCUGAUCCACUCUACUGCUUAUUCUCUUUAUGCCACAUGUGUUAUAGUGUGUUAGGAUGAACACAGAGGAAGUGGAGCUGCUCAGUGACUCUAAAUACAGGAACUACGUGGCGGCGGUGGAUAAAGCACUGAAGAACUUUGAGUACUCCAGCGAAUGGGCCGAUCUCAUCUCAGCUCUCGGAAAACUCAACAAGGUACUGCAGAACAAUGCCAAGUACCAGGUCGUGCCCAAGAAGCUGACGAUUGGGAAGCGUUUGGCUCAGUGUCUUCACCCGGCGCUGCCCAGCGGAGUUCACCGCAAAGCGCUAGAGACGUACGAGAUCAUCUUCAAGAUCAUCGGACCCAAACGCCUCGCCAAGGACCUGUUCCUGUACAGCUCUGGACUUUUCCCCCUGCUGUCUAACGCCUCCAUGUCGGUGAAGCCCGUGCUGUUGGGUCUGUACGAGACGUUUUAUCUGCCUCUGGGGAAAACGCUGAAGCCGGGACUGCAGGGACUCCUGACUGGUGUACUGCCCGGCCUCGAGGAGGGCUCCGACUACCACGACAGGACAAAUGCGCUGUUGGAGAAGGUGGCGUCGGCUGUGGAGCAGUCGGUGUUCUAUAGCGCCCUCUGGGGGAGCAUCCUGACCAGCGCACCAGUGAGACUGCCGGCCAUCAGCUUCGUCCUCCUGCACCUCAACCGCAAACUGUCCAUGGAGGAUCAGCUGUACAUCAUCGGCAGCGACAUCGAGCUCAUGGUGGAGGCGGUCAGUACGUCUGUUCAGGACUCCAGUGUGUUGGUUCAGAGGAGUACACUCGAUCUCAUCCUCUUCUGCUUCCCCUUCCACAUGAGUCAGGCCACGCGUCCUGAUAUGAUCCGGAUCCUCUCUGCAGCGCUGCACGUCGUCCUGAGGAGAGACAUGUCACUGAACCGCCGACUGUACGCAUGGCUACUGGGUUCUGACAAUAACGGUGUGAAAACAGGUCCUCGGAACAGCCGCCUGAGUAACCCAGAGGAACACGCAACACACUACUUCAACACCUACUCUAAAGACCUGCUGGUGCAGGCCAUGGUUGGGAUUCUGCAGGGAAAAGCUCGAGGUGGUGAGGAGGAGAGCGCGCUGAUGCACGACCUGAAACCUUUCCGCAUCCUCAUCAGUCUGCUGGACAAACCUGAGCUGGGUCCCGCCAUCCUGGAGGACGUUCUGAUCGAAGUGUUCAGGACUUUACACACCCAGUGCCGAGCCGAACUGGACCUGCAGAACCAGAACCCCUUCAGCAAAGACCACACGCAACUCAGCAGUAAACUCAGAGAGAAUAAGCGGACGGCGGAGCUGAUUAAAACCGCAAACCUCUUAUUCAACUCCUUUGAGCCGUACUACAUGUGGGAUUACAUCGCUCGCUGGUUCGAGGACAGCUGCAGACGAACUCAGAGUGGAUCGGCCGCUUCGCUCCUGUCGCUGUUCGAGUUCUGUCAGCUCGUCGACUUCCUGUUGGACAUCGUGUCUCUGCCCACUAGAAGUAUGCGAGUGAUCUGCCAGGAGACGUAUAUAGAGAUCCAGACAGAACACUUGCCCCAGUUGUUGUUGAGGAUGGUGUCGGCCAUCACUCUGCAGCUCGGUGCUCUCAGUCUGUCGGAGCUCACACACUGUCUGCGCCUCUGCUCCAAAAUCCUCAGCAAAGUCCAGCCACCACUCGUCUCCCCACUCAUCCUCCCAUCCAGCAGCUCCGCCCGAGAGCAGGACACACGCCAGGCUGCCCCGUCGUCUCUGGAUGUCCCGGUGAGUGAGGAUGUGUUUGAGGACAGGGAAGGUCCCUCGGUCGUUCGUUCUCCUGAGAGCAGCUUUACAGAUUUUGUUCAGUAUGAGGAGGCGGAGUCUGAUGACCACGCCCCUCUCCGGUCCAAUCCCACACUCCAGCCCGGUUCUGCUGCAGCCUCUAAAGCUCAGGGUGCUCCAGUGAUGCAGCGCUGCCUCGAGCACUUCCAGCACUUCCUGUGCAGACUGGUGGAGCUCUACAUCGCACCGGGUCACACGGGGGGCGGGGCUAACCAGGGGGAGGCGGAGUUAACAGAGAGUCUGUGUGUGUUUGAUCAGAAGGAGUGUGUGUCUGCGUUCACGGCUGCGUGUCAGCUCUUCCUGGAGUGUUCCAGUUUCCCCGUGUACGUCGCCGAGGGAAACCUCAAAUCUCCCACCAGAGACGAGCACGAAGACAGCGGCGGUGUGACUCCGCCUCCUCAGUGGCUCCAGGCUCUGAUGAACGCCUGUUUCUCUGAGCUGGACUUCAGCGUCCGCGCCGUCGCCGUCUCCCUCCUCAUGGACCUGGUGGGUCUGACUCAGUCCGUUGCCAUGGUGACAGCAGAACGGGUGGGCGUGGCCGACUCCUCCCAGCCGAUGAGCCCGAGCCAGGGCCGUGUUGCCGUGGUGAUCAGGCCGCCGCUCACGCAGGGGAUGUUAAAGCACAUCGCCGACAACACCGACUUUUUCAAGAGCGUGGCGGUGUUGUUGUGGGAUCAGUUGGGUGAAGCAACUCCUCAGCAUCAUCAGCGCAGUGUGGAACUUUUCUAUCAGCUACACAACCUCGUUCCCUCCUCCAGCAUCUGUGAGGACGUCAUCAGCAACCAGCUCAUGCAUCGAGACAAAAGGAUCCGUUUGGAGGCUCAUGUGAAAUUCUCAGUCUUGUGGCAUCUAACACGAGACCUGAACAUCACCAAGUCUUCACCUUUCAGCCGCACCUUUGACAGGUCUCUCUUCAUCAUGUUGGACAGUCUGAGUUUCUGGGACGGUUCGGUGAGUGCUGUGGGGCGGGCGUGGCUCAAUCAAGUUCUCCAGAGACACGACAUCGCCCGAGUUCUUGAGCCGCUUCUUCUGCUGCUGCUGCAUCCAAAAACACACCGUGUGUCCAUCCAGCGUGUGCAGGCUCAGCGCCACUGGACCUGGGCCUUUCCCGAAGCUCCAGCACCAGAACCGGGAUCAGAGCCACAUGAAGUUGGAUGCUUGGAGGACGCAGGCUGCUCUGACCAUUACUGUAUGUCUCAGGAUAACCUGAAGGGCCAAGUCCUUCCUCUGGAUGAUAUGGAGCCCUUCAGCCUAACGGUGAACCCUUUAAGUGACAGUCUGUCACUUCUGAGCCUCAGCAUCGAAAACGUACAUCUUUGUGCUGAAUAUCAACCUCCGGACCAGCAGGGGGAGCCGCCGAGCUCAGAGUCAACUGGCUCCCAGUUCUCCACUGUGGACAACGGCAGCUUGAGUGAGCUGGAAGGAAGUGGUAGUACUGUUAACACGUGUGAUCAGGCAACACUAGAGGCAGAAUUAGAGGAAGAGUCCAUAAACAUGGCCGUUUCUGUGAUUCUUGCUGAACUAGUGGACAGGGUGGUGCAAAUGGUGGAAGACAGUUCAGUUGAGACACCUUCACCUCCAGAAGGUUGGUCUCGAACUGACUCGGACAGUUCCAACACCUCAGAAGCAUCUACUGAACCCCAGGUCAACAUGGGCCCGUUUCCUGGCAACCAGUUUCGAACACUUCCUGAAUUGGUGGCUGGUGGCACGCUGGAAUUUCUCACAGUUCCUUCAUCAGGUGAUGAACCUCAUGAAGGAAUAACAAGACACAGUUCCUCACCUUCCAUCGUCACGCUUCCAGAUAGCAGUGGAAACGGUACUCCAGAGUUAAGCUUGCACCCAGAUGACCCUCGGUCCCGAAAACGCAGCCACAGCAGUACUCAGCUUAGCCUCAAGGGUAAAAUCAUGGAGCGUCUCACUGACAAAUCUCCUGGAGCCAAGCCCAAGGUGAAGAAAAACAAGAAGAAAGAGGAGGAACGUCGAAAGUCAAACCAGGCAGAUAAGAAUCGUCCCCCCAGCAUCUUCUUUGGCGACAGCUUGGACUUGGAGAAUUGGUACAGCUGCGGUGAAGGUGAGGUUUCUGAGAUUGAGAGUGAUAUCGGAUCUCCUAGUGGCGGCGCCGGUGGAGUCCCGGGCUCGUCCCGAUCUUCUACAUGUCCUAGUCGCUUUAACAUCCACCCCCUUUACCAGCACAUCUUGCUGUACCUGCAAAUCUACGAUUCCUCUCGGGCUCUUCAUGCUCUUUCUGCCAUAGCUGCCAUGUUGCGCACGGCUCCUGCUGGCUUUGUCAGCGCCAUCUCAACCACCAGCAUUAACAACACCUACACACCUCAGCUCUCGCUUCUUCAGAACCUUCUAGCCCGUCAUCGCGUUUCCGUCAUGGGAAAAGAUUUUUAUUGCCCCAUUCCGCAGGAUUCGCAUUCACAUUCCUUCCGUAGCGCCAUGUACCUGGAGAUCAUCAUCUCGCUGUGCCUCUACUUCUUGAGGAGCUAUUAUUCAUCACAUGUUCCAGCGGCACCGCAGGACCUGGCGGGGAACCGCGCCAUGCAGCUGACCAGCGUUGAAGUCUUGACGCUGCUCUUCAGCGAGCUUGCCAAGGUGACUGGCGGCUCAGCUAAAGGGUUCGCCAGCUUCAUCAGCGACGUCCUGUCCAAGUGCAAGGUACAGAAAGUGGCACUGCACUGCCUGCUCUCGUCCAUCUUUAGCGCUCAGAAGUGGCACGAGCAGCGCAUGCGUGGAACCAACCUGCCUGCCGUCGAGGAGGGACUAUCCGAGGACAGCGUCAUCAACUUGUCCGAGGAACAGCUGGACGGAUGCAGUGGCGUACAGUCGCAACUCCUUCGCCUCCUUCAGAGCCUCGUUGUACUCGAGCAUCACGUCCUGGUCCCUGGAGACGAAAGUGGAGAGGCUGGACCAGGAACAGGGAAUUCAGGAAGUGCUGGUGGAGCCGUGGCUGGUUGUGGUGGUUUUGAGAUUCUGGGUGGAGAAGUGGAACACGUGAAUCCUCAACAGCCAAUGGCGUCACUGCAGUACCUGCACGGGCAGCCAAUUACAGCGCAGGGUAUGUUUUUAUGUGCGGUGAUACGGGCGCUUCACCAGCACCACGCGUGUAAGAUGCACCCGCAGUGGAUCGGCCUCGUCACGGCCACGCUGCCCUACAUGGGUCGGGUUCUGCGUCGCGUGGUGGCUUCAGUGACACUGCAGCUCUGCAGGAACCUGGACAACUUGAUCCAGCAGUACCGCUAUGAGACCGGAAUCACAGACACCAGGCCCCAGUGGAUGGCGCUGUGUAUUCCUCCUGAUCUGAUCCUCACAGUGCUGGAGGGAGUCACAGCCAUCAUUCAUUACUGCCUGCUCGACCCGUCGUCUCAGUACCACCAGCUCCAGGUGAGUGUGGAUCAGAAGCACCUAGCUGAGGCGCGCUCAGGUAUCCUGUCGAUCCUCCACACCAUCAUGUCCUCAGUCACACUGCUCUGGAGUGCACUUUACCUGGCUGACAGCUCAGAACGUCCCAGCGGCGCCACCUGCAGCUCCAACAUCAACCUGGGGUCCACUAAGAAUCUUCGUCAGCAGAUCCUCGAGCUGCUCGGCCCGAUCUCGAUGAACCACGGAGCUCACUUCAUGGCCGCCAUCGCUUACGUCUGGAACGAACGAAAACAGACCAAAACUCCUGCCAGGAACAAGGUAAUUCCGACCGCGAGUGAUGAACAGCUCCUCCUGGUGGAUUUGGUGAGGAGUGUUAACGCCAUGCGCACUGAAACCGUCAUGCAGACAGUGAAGGAGGUUCUCAAACAGCCGCCAGCCAUCGCUAAGGAGAAGAAACAUCUCUCUCUUGAAGUCUGUAUGCUUCAGUUUUUUUACGCUUAUGUUCAGAGGAUUCCAGUGUGCAGUUUAGUCGACAGUUGGCCUUCACUGCUCUCACUGCUGAAAGACUCGGUGCAGCUCGGUCUUCCUGCUCCGGGACAGUUCCUCAUCCUCGGAGUUUUGAAUGAAUUUAUCCUAAAAAAUCCGACUCUGGAGAGUAAGAAGGACCAGCGCGAGCUGCAGGACGUGACCCAUAAGAUCGUGGAGGCCAUCGGGACGAUCGCAGGUUCCUCUCUGGAACAAACGACGUGGUUGAGAAGGAACCUGGAGGUGAAACCGUCUCCUCAGAUCGUAGUAGAUGGAGCAGGGUUGGAGUCGGACGUGGAGGAUCUAAUGCUCACAGUGAUGGAGGCGUCCAGUUUCACUCCAUCAGUCUACAGUGUUCACGCCCUCACACUGCUAGCGGAGGUGUUGGCUCACCUGUUGGACAUGGUGUUCUACAGUGAUGAGAAGGAGAGGGUGAUCCCCCUGUUGGUCAACAUCAUGCACUACGUUGUGCCAUAUUUACGCAACCACAGUGCCCACAAUGCUCCGAGUUACCGGGCGUGUAUUCAGCUCCUGAGCAGUCUGAGUGGAUAUCAGUACACACGGCGGGCGUGGAAGAAAGAAGCCUUCGACCUGUUCAUGGAUCACACCUUCUUCCAGAUGGACGCGUCGUGUGUGAGCUACUGGAGAGCCAUCAUAGACCACCUGAUGACCCAUGAUAAGACCACUUUCAGAGAUCUGAUGACGCGUGUAGCUGUAGCUCAGAACAGCUCUCUGAAUCUCUUCACUAAUCGGGAUGCGGAGCUGGAGCAGAGAGCCAUGCUCCUCAAACGCCUCGCCUUCACCAUCUACAGCAGCGAAGUGGACCAGUACCAAAAGUACCUCCCAGAUAUACAGGAGCGGUUGGUGGAGAGUCUGCGUCUCCCUCAGGUACCGAUCCUGCAUGCUCAGGUGUUCCUGUUCUUCAGAGUUCUGCUGCUGCGCAUGUCUCCUCAACAUCUCACCUCACUGUGGCCCACCAUGAUCACUGAGCUGGUUCAGGUGUUUUUACUGAUGGAGCAGGAGCUCACUGCAGACGAGGACAUCACCAGGACGUCGGGUCCCUCGGUCGCAGGACUGGAGACAACGUACUCGGGAGGAAACGGAUUUUCGACGUCCUACAACAGCCAGCGCUGGCUCAACCUCUACCUGUCUGCCUGCAAACUGCUGGAUCUGGCGCUCACUCUGCCCUCCGAGAGUCUCCCGCAGUUCCAGAUGUAUCGCUGGGCGUUCAUCCCCGAGUCCUCGGAUGAUUCCGGUCUGGAGGUGCGCAGACAGGGCACACACCAGAGAGAGUUUAAACCCUACGUAGUGCGACUGGCAAAGCUGCUGAGGAAAAGAGCGAAGAAAAGCGCAGAAGAAGACGUCUCGGGCCGGACGUUAGCGUGGGAGCCUGGACGCUUGACCCUGACGCUGUUCGGGAUCCGCAGCAUCGAGCAGCUCCUGCCCUUCUUCACCGCGCUCAGUCAGGUGUUCAGCAGCAAAUCAGGCAUCAGGUCAGCGUCAUUCCACAGCAGCGCCCCGCCCAGCGACGCUCCGAACGCCCCGAAAAACACCAAACACGAGAGCCAGAAAAUGUUCUGGAGCCGAGCCAGACACGACAUCGAGGAGAUGGUGGAGAAAGACUUCCUGGAAGGGCUCAUAAAAACAUGAUCGAACCCGGAACACAUAAAUGUAAAUAAUGGUUGAACUGUGGGAAACACUAACACCUCAACUUUUAGAUUAAAUCAAAAAGGAUUUAAGUAUUAAACAAGAGAACUUUGUAUAUGGGUUUUUUCUUUUUCUAUUUAUAAUUAAUGUUUUUUCCAAAUUAUUAUUUAAUUUAAAGUCUUUUAUCUGUGGAGGGUGGCCGUGAUUGCACUCGUUACUUUAAACCCUCUGAAUAAUGUGAAGAUUCUGUCAUUCCAUGUUGUGGUGAAAAUAAAGAGACAUAUCGUUAAAAAAAUACUGCUAAAAACUGCUAAAAAAUAACGUUAAAAAGUAACGGCUCGUAGCAAAGCUCAGGCUAAAUCAGGAUUAUUUAACAAACUGGACUUGCACUAAUGACUUCACUUUUCCACACAUCUGUAGAUCUUCUUUAACCAGAGCUGUGUCUCAGAUCACACACGUCUGUACUAGAUGGGAUUUUCAGAUGGUUUUUAAUCUUAAACCACAGGUAGGGUUAGGGUUAGGGGUCAGGGUUAGGGUUAGGGGUCAGGGUUAGGGUUAGUGGUUGGGGUUAGGGUUAGUGGUUGGGGUUAGGGAUCAGGCUUAGGCUUAGGGUCAGGGUUCAGGUUAGGGUUAGUGUUAGGGGUCAGGGUCAGUGUUAGGUGUCAGGGUUAGGGUCAGGGUCAGGGGUUAGGAUGAUCCUGUUAGCAAACACUGUUGGUUAAAUUAGCAUCAGCUCUGUUGUUUAUAUCACAUUCAUUUUAACAUUAGAUACAAAAUGUUAAAUUGAAUCCUCUCCAUAAUGAUCCCAUGUACGAGUCUGUUCCAUUCUGAUCUUCUACAUUACUUCUCUACACAGCACAUGUGUGUAGUCAGAUAUUGUGAUUUGAGACACAGCUGAUGAAAUGCGAUGCUGCCUGCAUGGCCCUCAGACUGAGCAACGCUGCCGUUAAACACCACUGACCUGCUGAAAUAAACCAGAACUUUGAUUAUG